Messenger RNA from Malassezia sympodialis ATCC 42132, 3705 nucleotides. Its product is annotated as threonine/serine exporter family protein. Gene Ontology annotation, molecular function: transmembrane transporter activity. Gene Ontology annotation, biological process: transmembrane transport. Lineage: Eukaryota; Fungi; Basidiomycota; Malasseziomycetes; Malasseziales; Malasseziaceae. The record is from RefSeq and is a predicted model, not a curated record.
AUGGCAUCAACAUCUGGCAAUCAAUAUGAGCAAGUCUACGAUCGAACAUUCGAUUCGAACCACGAAGACUUCGCGGAUGCUUCUACCCAAGAUGCUUUAAAUGGUGCCGUGAACUCCCCUAAUGUAUAUUCAGAGAACAUGCUUCAGGACCCUGCUCCUGCCUUGGAUAAUGUCGUUCCUGGAUAUGGACAAGGAGCCCCCGUCGUCAUUGGUGAAGCGGUCACGUCACAACCGAAUUCAUCAAGUAUUCCUUCUUCCAAUCCACUACAAACUCGGAACCAGGUACGAUUUAGCACAGAAGAAGACCGGCAACCGCGUGCUACUCGUAUCCGAGUGCGCCCAGAGGGCCAUGGCCCCACUAUCACUGUGUCGCAGCCUCAUCACGUUCCCACUUCAGGUGCCGUUGUAUCCCCCAUAAUGGAAACAGCACAUGAUUCUAAAGGGCUAUUUCGUCCGAAUAAACCUGGUCGCAUUAACCUUGAAGGGCUUCAACCUACUGUGGCUGAGGAACAUGUGGUGCACGUGGACCCCUCGACUGGCUCGCCGGGGCGAACAGGCGCCGUGAAUGUGGAUGGUGCUGAUAUGGGAAGACUUGCUUCAUUGGCUCAUGAACUAGAUGAACAAGGAAGUGAAGCUGUAUCUGAAGAGCCACCCCCAGGGCAAGCUAUUAUUCGUGAAGAAGCCUUUCUCCCAGGGCUUGACACGUUGCCCCAAAACGAACAUCCCAAUUUUGCAUUAAGCAAUAGUGACGGACAGAUUACGCCUGGUGCAACAACAGACAGCAGCGCUGACCCAAUGGAAUCGAUGGAUCAUGUUGACCUGAUUGAAGGCGAGACAGAUGGCAUGCCGUCAAAGCUCCCAAGGUCCAUGCGCCGCAAAGUGAGCGACAGCUCAUUGAAAGGCUGGCAAAAGAUCAAGAAGCUGAUGGGCACAUUUCAUCCUGAGGAGAAUACCGAGGAUAUGGCGGAAAAGGGACUCUUUAGCGAGAAUGCCACCAACAUGAAGAGUGUGCCUGUUAAGACAUCUUCGGGCAUUCGUGGCAUUGGAGGUCGAAAACGACCUGACCCUGUGGAGCGUCAAGCAGCUCGAUUGGUGAAGACACAUAAGCUGCUGAGUGGUGCACCAGCCUCUGACACAAGUGAUGACGACUUACCCAACCUUCCUGGCAUGAACCGAGCACAUCUACCUGAUUCCGAGGCAUCAACUCCUGACGCCCUCGACACGAUGCAGCACCUUGAUGCACGACCUGCCGCUUCAGGAGGUGUGCUGGGGCAGCUUUUGAAAUUGUACGAGCAACAGCGUGAGGCAGAUUCACAGUCGGAAGAUGGUACAUCUGUGGUGGCUGGAGAGCAAGGAAAUAAACCUGAGGAAAUUGGUGGUGGAUUGAACUUGAUGGGCGACAAAGUAGUCGAUGCCUUUGGAAAUGAAGCCCAUCUUUCUGAAGUUGAUCCGGACUUGCUCAGGAAGGCUUCAGAAAAGCCACGUCUGGCAGGACCCCAGACCGGACAGUCUGCAUCCCGUCGUAUGUCGAUGGCUAGUACUGGUUUGAUCAACUUGGCGAAUCAAAACCUAUCGCAGGUGGGAAACAAUCUUGGACGUGUGGGUAACCGCAGCAAAGCGGUAGUCAACACUGUUGCCACUGAUGUCGGCAUUGAUGUAAUGGAUGAGCGACCAAAAGCUGCUCGCUCUGCUGCUGGCACAAUUGGUGCGUUGAUUGCUACGACAGGGAAUCUCGUUGGUGCUGUGAGCCCAUUGCAUGCCCAGUUGGGACCGAACCCAAACCGACCGGGCUAUACAUUGGACCGUUAUCUUCUCCCUGAAAUGGAUGAGAAAACAUUGCGCCGUACAGCUAAGAUCGUGGCUGAAGCAGCACCAGUGCCCAAAAAACUGAAAGUACCGCAGACGCCAGGUGGGCAUCCACUUCUCACUCCUAACACUUUGGCUCGCGUCAGUCAAAGUGACCCUAAUUUUAACCCAUACUUUGGCAAGGCAUCAGACGCAAGGUCAACGGCAGGUCAAUCACAGAUCUCCUCUAAGCGAGCUGCUGAUUUUGCAAAGCAAUCUGGCGCUACUAUAUCUCAUGCAGGAAAACAACUGCUCCAUCUUAAGCGACCACCUACAUCUGCGUCUGAGGAUGGCGCCGACUACUUUACAAGAAUGAACCCUGAGGAAGUGGCCAAGAAAGAAUGGCAGCGGAAGCUUCGUCGUCGCAAGGCGAAAAGCAAAAAACAAGAAAUUUUCAUUACUAUGCAUGUGGCGGCCAUUCUUAAACGUCAGGAAUUUCUUCUGAAGUUGUCUCGUGCACUCAUGAUGUUCGGUGCACCGACACAUCGCAUCGAAGUUCAAAUCCAGCAGACUGCCAAUGUUCUGGAAAUUAAUUGCCGGUGUGUUUACUUCCCUGGCCUCAUGCUCUUGUCAUUCGGUGAUGAGAACACGCAUACAUCAGAGACUAAAAUUAUCAAGCAAGGCAGUGUUGUUGAUUUGACAAAACUUACUGAUAUGCAUACCAUUUAUUGGAAUGUCGUGCACGAUAAGAUUGGAGUGGAACAAGCAUCCAGGCAGCUUGAUGCGCUAAUGCGACGCAAGCCUCUUAUGCGCAAGUGGCAGCAUGUACUUGUGGGUGGAUUGGCAUCUUCGUUCAUUACAGUGGGUACAUGGGCAUUCCAAGGUUCUCUUCUCGACGCUUUCGCCGCUUUUGCUCUUGGCGCUUUCAUGUGCUUUUGGCAGCUUACCAUCACGUCAGAAGUCUACUCGAAUGUGUUCGAAAUUGUUUUUGCCACAAUAAACUCAUUUAUCGCAAUGGCUCUCCAUCGAAUUGGGGCCAUACACACCAUAAACUGGGACGCAAACAGACAACAAUGGACCAAUAAUGUGGAAUAUGGAAGGUAUUUCUGCUACCAGUCCGUGAUUGCUGGCUCUAUUGUACUGAUUCUUCCUGGUUUUAUUGUGCUUACGGGUGCCUUGGAGCUCCAGUCUAAGAGCAUUGUGGCAGGCUCUGUCCGUUUGGUCUAUGCUAUUAUUUAUUCAGUCAUGCUGGGUCUGGGCAUUAUGAUUGGUGCGCUACCGUUGGUACAGUCAGGCGACGCCACCGUGGACAGCACUACGUGUGGUGCCCGAACCUUCCCACAAUUUGCCCACUGGUAUAAUACACCACCAGGAGGUAUAGCGCUUUCGUCACCGGACAGUGACGGGCACUUAUACCGCUCACUUGCUUGGGCGUUCCUUACUGUACCAGGCUACGCUGCUCUUUUGUCUUUGAGGAACCAGGCAAAAGUGGUUCGGAAAGAAUUCCCCGUCAUGGUAUUUAUCGCUGUUUGUGGUUGGGUGGUCAGCAAUUUCGCUGUCUUUGCCAACGUGCCAUCUGCGUUGCAAAGUCACACAUACCUUUUCUCUGCCAUGGGAUCGUUCACAGUGGGCACUUUGGCUAACAUCUACGGCCGCAUUUUUGAUGGACGCAGCUUUGUUGUUGCCGUUCCUGGUAUUCUUUUCCAGCUGCCCACUGGUAUGUCUGGACAAGUCACGUUGUACAGCUUUGCGAACCUGAAAACCAACGACUCUUCAGCGGUAGUAACGCAAGGUUUUCAGAUUGGUGCUACAUUGCUCAAUGUAUCAUUGGGUAUUGCGAUUGGUCUAUUUGCGUCAUCACUAUUGAUGUUUAUGCUAGGAGGUCGCAAAGUUCGUGUCGGUGGAAUGUUCUCUUUCUAA